Molecule: messenger RNA, 6913 nt
Organism: Archocentrus centrarchus (flier cichlid)
Lineage: Eukaryota; Metazoa; Chordata; Actinopteri; Cichliformes; Cichlidae
Gene: tdrd15
Product: tudor domain containing 15
Exons: 4
Coding region: 83-5938 (1951 amino acids)
Source: RefSeq, a predicted model, not a curated record
GUCAGAGUUCACCCUCGUUUCACGCAGGAGGCAGGACCGAAGUUCAGUUUGGGAUGCAACUGUUCCUCCCGAUUCUGCUGCCAUGGAGUCCAUACUGGGAUCUGAUCAUAAAAGGUCUCAAGAUUCAAAUCCGUCUGCAAUGUUCGCACUUUGGCCAGUGGACCUCAAGUUAACUCAUUUGGACUGGAACCCUGAAGCAACCCUGAUACACUUCCAGGCACAGUACCCGACCAUAUGUGAACUUGACUACAGUAUCUUGCAGGGAGAAAUACAGAACGUCACAAAGACUGAAGCUGAAGUGGUUAUUGGAGAGUUUUGCCUUGUGGAGGAUUUGACUUCAGCUCGCUGGUACAGGGGAAGAGUUCAGGACCGAAAGGAUGACUUGUUUGACAUUUUCCUCAUUGAUCAUGGUAACGUGUUGAGCGUCGGCUCCAACCACGUUUCUUCCUGUUCGAAUGACCUGUUCAUCCUUCCCCCGAAAAUGGUUUGUGGUUUUCUUGCAAAUGUGCUGCUGCUUCAGAGUUGUUCUAACUCCGUGGUUGAGGAGUACUUCUCAAGCCUGAUUGGCAGAAACGUCACAGGUUACAUUCAAGCACUGCUUCCCGACAAAGUCCUCCUAUUGGAAGCUCCUGACAUCAACAGUGACCUUGUCAGACAUGGCUUUGGGAGGCAUGUGGACACUGAUACAUUCCUCCUCUUGGUAGAGAUGCUUACAGAGAUGCCACUCAAACAGAACAAAGAGCCAAUUCCUGACUUACUCAUUGAAAAGCCAAGGGGUCAAGAACUUUGCUUCAGGCCAGGUUUGCAGGGAUAUGAACGCAUUUUCUCAAUCUAUGGGCCAGCCUUGCACAGCGGGACAUGUGCUAAAGUGAGAGUAACUGCUGCUGUCAGUCCCAGGCUGUUUUAUUGUCAGAUGUACAGUGUGGAAGCAGAUCUCUGGGAAAUGUUAAAGAAAUUGAGUGCGUUGUUUGAAUACAGAGCCAAAGAAAGUUAUCGGACACUUCUGGAGAACCUGGAUUUAUUGUGCACAGUUAAAGGCAAAGAUGGGAGAUGGUACAGAGGCUUUGUGCCGUUCCUUCCAGUCAGUUCUUGGGUUAGAGUUUUGUUCAUUGACUAUGGAUUCUUUGAAACUGUCAAAGUUGAGAACAUCCACAGGUUGCCACCUGAACUGUAUUCAACACCAAUUAUGGCGUUCCCGUGCUCGCUUGCAUGCCUGACUGAUGAGGAUAAAGUGCUAAAAGUUCAGCAGUUGUCUCUCCUGAAAUCAGGCUUACUUGGAGGACUGUUAAACGUGGAGAUCACUAGAUAUGAUGAAGAACACCACGUGUACUGUGUCACUGCAUUUAGUGCUGAAGAUAAUCGUGUGAAGGAACCAGAGCCUGUCAGAAACCUUCCCGUCAUGAAGGCUGACUUUGUUCCUGAGGCUGAAAAGUUUUCACCACAGGGUGGCUACUUGUACCAUGAAACAAUCAUGGGCGAAACACUGGAGCAGAUGCUGAAAGUAGAAGAAGUCCAGGUAGGCUCUGUGUUUGUGGGCUAUGUUGAACAUGUCCAAAAUCCAAACCAGUUCUGGAUCAGAACACAAAAGCGCAAUGAGGAGUUUGAAGAAAUGAUGUCAAAGAUGGCAGAACACUUCCACCGUGUGAAGCUGGAUGAAGACGUACUGUUGAAUCCUAAACUUGGGACACUGUGCUGUGCAGUUUAUGAGGGAGACAUGCAUUUUUACAGGGGUGUAGUGACGGACACUCUAAAGCAUGGAGCUGAAGUUCUGUUUAUUGAUUUUGGGAACAUUGAAAAAGUGCCAUACAUGUUGGUCAAGAACAUUCCCGAGUCAUUUGCCAGAAAGUCUGCGUUUGCCAUUUGCUGUACUCUUUCUAAUAUUUUUCCUCUGGAGGACGUAUGGACCAGCACAGCGUGUGAUUUCUUCAGAAGAGCUGUGUCAAAUAAAGCCUUGCUAGUCCAUGUUUUGCAAAUGAGAAAAAGCAAGUUUGCUGUUGACGUCUUUGAGAUGGGAAGUGACAACAGUCGGAGUAUUGCUGAACUCCUGGUCUCUUCCAAACAGGCUGAAUACAUUCCCAUUGAGCACUUGGCCCAAAAUAAGGCAGAAAAGAUGAGGUGCCCUCAGAGCAAUGAGAGAACAAACAUCAGUGGGGAUAAGGGGCAGUGGAAGGAUUCUAAGGAAGGAGAGAAGGCCUGCAAAAAUGAACCUGAGAAAAGUCCAGCCCUGAGUAGCAUCAAGGCAUUAAGCAUCAAGCCUGGGUGUGAGUUUGCUGUGCAUUGCUCUUACAUCAGUUCUCCGUCGGAUUUGUGGUGCCAGCCACAAGACAUGUUUCCAGCUUUGGAGGAACUGAUGGAUAAAAUUCAGAAAUAUUAUUCAGCUCAUAGGGUCCCCCUCCAGUCAGGAGAUUCAUGUUGCAUUGCCAAGUCACCUCAUGAUGAAAGAUGGUACAGGGCCUUAAUCACUGAAAAACAGAAAGACCAUGCCACAGUGAUGUUGGUUGACUGUGGGCGUACCAUCCAAGUCAGGGAGCACAGUCUACAAGCAAUGAUGCCAGAAUUUGUUCAUUUGGAAGGACAAGCUUUCAGGUGCAGUCUUUACAACCUGAUCGAACCUGCUGAGAACUCUGGGGAUUGGAGUCCAGAAGCAUGUAGGCUGCUGAAAGACUUUGUCUCCCACAGCAAUGGAGCUCUAAAGUGUGAAGUUUUCUCUCAGUUAAAUGUGAAAAACAAAGGGCUGUGCAAUGUUGUUGAUCUCUACAACAUCCAGAUCCAUCAGAGUGUGACAGAAACACUCAUAGAACAUGACCUGGCAAAACGAGUAAUGGCAUCAACAAAGCAACAUUUAGCAGUGUUUCCUGAAUCUUUUAUCUACUCUUCACAUGAUCUACACCCAGGAAGUGAAGAACAAGUGUAUGUGACCCACGUUAACAGUCAGUGUGAGGUCUACUGCCAUCUUGAGAGAAACACUAACAUCAUCAAUGAGCUUGAGAAGAAAAUCUCAGACGAGAGUAAAAAAAUGACGCAAGCCAGUACGAGAGCUGUUGUAAGGAAGCUGUGCCUGGCAAAAUACUUUGAUGGAAAAUGGUACAGGGGUAUGGUGCAUCCUCUUCAUUCACCUCUGCAUCUCAGUGUCUUUUUUGUGGAUUAUGGAAACACAAACAUAUCGGAGAAAACCAAUGUCAUGUUCAUCCCCAGGGACGCCGCCGAUUUGUUGCACACGCCCAUGCAGGCUGUGAGAUGUUGUCUCCAUUCAGUGUCCAAGGAAGAGCUCUACGCAGAUGUCAAGGAGUGGCUCAACGAGGCAGUCCUCAAUAAGGAAGUGAAAGCUGUCAUACUUGGAAAGAAUGAAGAUGGUUCAUUUGAUGUAGAGCUGUUUGACGGAGACAUAAACAUCAAUGAGAAGGUGAAGGAGCUCAUUCUCAGUCUAUCAAGUAAGCAAUCAGCUAUCAGUCUAUCAGGUAAGCCUGAGAAUGCUAUUAAAUUUGACAUGGUCAGAACAACGGUAAAACGUAAAUCUUACUACAAAAGAAACACAGAGACUGUGUUCAAAUACCAGAAUCAUCCUAAAGGGAGGAAUUCAUAUUCUUCAACACCUUACACCCACAGAGGCACAAAAGAGACAAUAAAUAACACAAAAAGCCUCGUUAGUGGUAGAACUCAGAACAAGAACACAAGAGUAAGAGCACAAAAUGUGGACACGUCGCGCACCCGUUACUCUGUGAAAUCUCCGAACUCUCAGGUGAAACGACAAAGAGAGGCCCAGGAGCAACCCCAAUGGAGCAAGGCAACAGAAAUCACCCAGCUCUUGCUGGACAAGAAGAUAUGUGCAGGCUUCAGGGCGAAGUGUUACAUCUCACACAUUGACUCCAUUUACAGCUUUUUUCUUCAGCUGUCAGAAGAUGAACCUGCCAUCUUGAAAAUGGGUGAAGCUCUCAGCUCAAGUACCAUCAGAGACUCCUUGAAGGUACCCACAAAACUGAGAAUCAGUGAGGUUGUUUUGGCUGAGUUUGAGGAGGACGGUGCCCUUUAUCGUUCAGUUGUGAAGAACUUUGCUGGCAGUUCGUGUUUCAAAGUGGAGUUUGUGGACUAUGGAAACUCAGCAGUCGUUACGAAGGAAAAGAUCUUCUCCAUCCCAAAAGAGCAUCUCUCUCAUCCGAGAUUCAGCAUACCGUGCUCGCUGCUGGAUACGAGCGCAUUCACAGAUGAUGCCUCUUUCACUGAUGCAGUAAUGGAGAAGCUGCUGAUGGUUGACUUUAUCCAGCAAUGUGGAUCUAAGUGGGACGUUAAGAUGAAGGUUCUGGAUGGAGAAGUUGGCCUUAAUGCAGCGUUGUUAACUGAAAAGAAGAAUGAGUCUCCUACUUCUGAAGCUACUGAGAAAUUGAGGUUCCAUGAACAGAAUAACCUUGAAGAAGAAGCAGCAUGCAAGGCUAAAAUAAAGUCUGAAAAAAAAAUGGCCACUGUUGAAGGUGAAAACGUGACCCCUAAACCAACACCUGUCAAGGUGUCAGUGAAAAUAAGGAUGAAAACACUCAGGCACCAAAGAAGAAGACUCACCAGAACCAAGGGUCAGUUAAUGAAGAGAUUUGAAGAUGCAUCCUUUCUCCCAUCUGUUAAAGCUAGAGACACGGAGAAUGGAAGCAUUUUGUCGGUCCGGAAUAAUGGCAGCUUUUAUGUAAGACUUGCUCGGACCAGUGACUGUCUCACUGCGUUGGAACACCGUAUUGCAGACAGCCUGUACAAGUGCAAGAUGAUAGCAAGAGGGGAUAUCAAACAAGGCCUCAAGUGCUUAGUUCAGAUCCAGAAGGGGGACAAAUGGCACAGGGCCAUAGUUCAUCAUCUGAAUGAGGAAAAUUUAGAGGUUUUCCUGGUGGAUCACGGAAUAACAGCGGAAAUCCCAAGCGGAUCUAUUCGACAGCAGUGUAGCGACCUGUUAAAAAUCCCGAAUCUGGCAAUGUUGUGCAGGAUGAACAUGCUUGGGUUCAGUGAGAAAGACGAAGACCACAGUCUCUGGUAUGAAACUCUAAAACCCAUGGUAGGCAAAGAAGUCAGGCUGAUUUUUCUGCAUUAUUUCGAAGCAGAUGACCUCUGGAUGGUUGAGAUAGUCAUAAACAAAUUGUUCCUUAUGCAACAUGUUGAAGGCUCACUGCAGCAAAAUAAUGAAAAGAGCCCAAUACCUGCUGAAAGUCAAAAUGAAGACACUGAAAAAGGACCAACCUUGGACACUUGCUCUCCUCAGCAGCUUGUUUUUGCUCCUGUUGAGACAAACAAAUCAUAUUCUGCCUUUGCUGCUGUAGUCACAACUCCAUUUGACUUCUGUGUGUCUCUAGAACAUUUGCUUCUCAUCAUGAGCAAAGUGUCUUUUGAGCUAGAUGACCUGUACGGGGAGUUGACGCCUCUUCCUGAAGACCACAUUGCCCCUGGCACCUGCUGCCUGCUGAAAUCAGACUCCAAGAAGAAGUGGUGCAGGGCUGAAAUUGUUCAUGUCGACACCACGGUGGUCCUAAACCUAGUGGAUUAUGGCCAUUAUGAGUGCAUGCCGUAUGAUGAUGGCUCCAGUCUGAAGAAACUUCCGUCUGCGAUAACGAACCUCCCAAAGGUCGCUUACCCCUGCAUCCUGAGAGGGGUGAAGCCAGUGGGGGUGGAUGGAGAGUGGCCAGAUGAGGCGGUGGCUUUCUUCCAGCAAUGUUUGUACGAGAAGAACCUCCAGAUCUUCUUCAGAGAGUUUAUGUCUAACAUACACUGGAAGGUGGAUGUUCUCGUAGAUGGAGUCCAUGUUGCCAAGAUGCUGGUGGAUGCUGGACAUGCCAGCUAUGUAGAUGUCAUGCUAAGACUCAGGUUCCUCGAGCAGCGUCAGAGCCCUGACAGUGAGGAGCAGUGUGGGCAGGAAGAUGAAGGCUCUGAUGAAGAUGAGGGGACGGUGGCCCUCAGCACUGUGUAAGAGAACAGAGUUUGGACUUGUUUUGAUGAGACUGAUCUUGUAGUUUAAAAAUAUGAAUACAAAGAUGUGUGUUCUUGUUUCUAAAAUUUUGUCAUUGUUCCCUGAAGUUGGAAUAUGUGAAUUUUUUUCCUCGUUACUUUAAAAGUGAUACGAUUUCUUCAAAAAAAAAAAAAGAAAAAAAAAAGAAACACUGAGUAUUUUUGUCAUUUUCUUUUUGCAAAUUUGGGACCUUUUUCUAUUAGAAUUACAAUUUUUUUUCACAUAAAUUUGUUUCUCAGUCUCUUGUAAAGUUGUCUUUUUUCCCCUCUAAUUUUGUGGGGUUUUUUCUGUUCUUUUUUCUCAUCUGAAAUUUGUCCCCUCUUUUUAUAAUUUUCAGUUUGGACUUUUUUUUUUCUCUCUCUCUCUUUUUGGUGAAUCCCAGUUUCUGAGUGAACUCGUACAUACUGUCACCAGUGGAGCCUUGAUGAGUCGGCAGUAAUGUGCAGUAACACUAAAAACUCAGUGUGAUUAUUUUCUUCUGUUACAGGUUUUUCUGUGUAAAGUUUCUGCUCAGUGUGGAUUAACAAGCUUUAAUUUACUUUAAGAUGUUAUUCUGGAUUUUAAAACUUGAUAAUUUUGUUUUACAAACUUUUUGAGAGCUUUUUUUGCGUAAAGUCAGUAGAGCCAUUUUAUUUUCCUUAAAAAGAAAUUUGAGUCAUGAGACCAGCUAAAAUUAUUUUAAUGUUUGUUUCCUUUUCAAGUUAUUUUAUCUGAUUUGAAGGGCUCUUUAUGUUAAAUUGUUGUCAUUUAACAUAAAUGAGAGCUGCAGUUUCUUCCUGAUAAUUCAAACUAAACAUGUUGUACCAAAGAAAGUUUGUUAUUAAAUUUCAUGCAUUGUGCAUUUUUUUGUUUUAGUAAUUAGCGUCCGGAUUAAGAAAAAAAUAUUGCAGUCACUACCUUGUAAGUGCGCCUGACAGUUUGCUUUGAGCUUUGUAU